AUGAGGAAAUUUGCUGAAAUUGUGAAUGAUCUUGGGCUAGUGGAUCUUCCUCUUCAAGGGGGAGAAUUUACUUGGAAUGGGGGCCAAAAUAAUCAGACUUGGGCACGAUUGGACAGGUUCCUUGUGUCUCCUAGCUGGAUAGACCAAUUCAGUGGGAUUAAUCAGUGUAGACUGCCCCGUCCGGUAUUCGAUCAUUUCCCAAUUAUGUUAGUGGGGGGUGGGAUAAGACGAUGCCCGACUCCAUUCAGAUUUGAAAAUAUGUGGCUUAAGGCUGAGGGCUUCAAAGAGCUUGUGCGCAGUUGGUGGCAAGGAAUUGAUGUUAGGGGCAAUGCUAGUUACAAGUUGGCUACUAAGAUGAAGGAAAUCAAACAGAAGCUGAAAGUUUGGAAUAGAGAAGUCUUUGGUAAGCUGGAGUGCAACAAAUCUGUAGCCUUGCAGCAGGUGGAAUUUUGGGAUAGGGAGGAAAAUGAGAUAAUUCUGACUGUGGAGGAAACAGAGCUUAAGAAAGAGGCAAAAGAAAAUUACAGAAAAUGGGUGAUUAUGGAGGAAACGCACUAG
This is a messenger RNA of Vitis vinifera (wine grape), 558 nucleotides long. RefSeq lists its product as uncharacterized. The transcript has a single exon. Lineage: Eukaryota; Viridiplantae; Streptophyta; Magnoliopsida; Vitales; Vitaceae. The record is from RefSeq and is a predicted model, not a curated record. The coding region runs from base 1 to 558 and encodes 185 amino acids.